AUGUCCCAGUUCCUCUCCGACGUCCGCAGCGAUAUCGGCGAUGCUUCGUCCCACGCUGGUUCUGCGACCUUGAAGGGCUUUGCCGAGUUUCGUGAUCAGAUCAAGAAACACAUGCCGUUUGCGGAAGAUGUGUCUACAAUCGAGAGCAUCAUCGACGGGAUCAAGCACUUGAACUCCAUCGACGACCGCAAGAUGCUCCUCGAACACGUCCUGGUGUACCUGUCCCAAAACUCCGGGCACCCGCUGGCCAAGAAGCUGGAGACGGCCACUGUCCAGCUCUUGUACCUGGACCUUCCGCACCCCCCGAGCACAUCAAUUGGUCCCAAGUAUGCGUAUCGCACCGCCGAUGGCUCGUACAACAACCCGGACAUGCCCGACUUGGGCAAGGCUGGUAUGCCCUACGCACGCAGCGUGCAACAGACACAUCCGCUCCCGCGUAACGAGAUGCCAGACGCGGGGCUCGUCUUUGACACGCUUCUACGCCGCGAAAAGUUCGUGCCGCAUCCCGCCGGCCUUUCCAGCAUGAUGUUCUCCUUCGCCGCCCUUGUUAUCCACACCGUCUUCCGCACGUCGCACAAGGAUGUGAACAUCAACGAGACGUCGUCGUACGUUGACCUUGCGCCGCUGUACGGCCAUAACGAAGACGCGCAGGCUAAGAUUCGGGUAUUCGACGGGCGCGGGCUGUUGAAGCCCGACACCUUCGCGGAGGACCGCCUCUUGCUCCUCCCGCCUGCCGUCUGCGUGCUUCUCGUGCUUUUCAACCGGAACCAUAACUAUAUCGCUCGCAAGCUGCUCGAGCUGAACGAGCGUGGCACAUACAACGACCCGAACACCCUCUCACAGGCUAGCGAUCAGCUGCGCGCUCAGGAGGAGGAUCUCUUCCAGACUGCGCGGCUGAUCAACUGCGCGUGGUUCGCAUCCGCGGUAUUCUCGGACUACUUUUCCGCGAUCCUGGGCUUGGUGCGUGAGGGGAACAGCUGGAGUCUGAACCCGUUCGAGGAGAUCCGGAACGCGGACCACUCGCUCUUCGAGCGCGGGCGCGGGAAUGUGUGCAGCGUCGAGUUCAACUGCCUGUACCGGUGGCACGCAACGACGUCUGAGGCGGAUGAGAAGUGGGUCGAGCAGCUGUCGGAGCAGCUGUUCCCGGGCCGCACCGUCGAGCAGGUGACGAUCGAGGACUUCAAAAGUCUCGCGAAGACUAUGUCGGCGAAGGAGCCCGACGUCUCACAUUGGACGUUCGGCGGCCUACAGCGCGACGCGAAGACGAACAAGUUCGACGAUGGAGCGCUCGCGGAUAUCCUAAAGAACGCCACGGAGCACCCCGCGGGUAAGUUCAAGGCCCGCGGCACGCCCUACGUCAUGCGGCUGCAUGAGAUCAUGGGCAUCGAGCAAAACAGGCAGUGGGGUGUCUGCUCCCUGAACGACUUCCGCAAGUUCCUGGGCUUGAAGACCUAUUCCAGUUUCAUCGAGUGGAACUCCGACCCAACCAUCGCGGCUGCGGCUGAGAAGCUAUACGGGAACAUCGAUCGCCUGGAGCUCUACGUCGGCCUCCAAGCCGAAGAGUCCAAGCCCGUCGUUCCGGGCGCGGGUCUUUGCCCAGCAUACACGAUCAGCCGCGCGAUCCUCAGCGACGCCAUUGCACUCACGCGCGGCGACCGCUUCUUCACCGCGGACUACACGCCCUUCAACAUGACCUCCUGGGGCUUCGCGGACUGCCAGCGCGACCCCGACGGGCCCGGCAACGGCAGCAUCCUUGGCCGCCUGCUCCUCCGCGCGCUGCCCGAGCACUACACGAGCGACAGCACGUACACGUGGUUCCCGCUCAUGACGCCGCCUGCGAUGCAGACGAUCCUCACGAAGUUGGGCGACACCAAAUUGUAUUCGUGUGCACGCCCCGGGGGACCAGAGCCUGUGAAGGUGCUCGGCACGUAUGUGGACGCGCGGCAGGUGCUGAAGGACGAGAAGAGCUUUGCGACGGGCUUUGCGGACCGCGCCGGGCGGCUCGUGCGUGCAAAUGGGUUCUUUAUAGCGUCGGCCGACCCUGCGCGGGCGGCGCGCGAGCAGCGUGCGAUGCUCGACGUGCUGGUCGGGGGUGAGGGCGGCGAGAGCGCGAUCCGCAGGUUCUUCUUCGAGAAGACGCGUGAGCUCAUCCUGCGCGAGUCGUACACCGCGGUCGCGUCCCCAGUCCGGAGCGUCGACAUUGUGCGGGACGUCUUCAAGGCGGUCCCCAUACACUGGGUGUGCGAGCUGACGGGCAUCAAGCUGAAGACCAACGACUCCGACAGCCACGGUGACUACACGCCUGCGCAGUUGUUCGACAUCUUGGCGGACGUCUACACGUACCUCUUCCUCGACGUCGGUGCCGAGCACCUGACCAAGCUGCAGAGAAAGGUUACUGCGGAGGUCAACACCCUCCUCGGGCACAUCCGCCAGCAGUUCGGCGGCUCGCGCCUCUCACUCGCCAAUAUCUUCGAGACCGUCUCGCAGAUCUUCACGCGGCAGCCGAAGAACAGUCACGACACGUUCACGGAACGCCUGCAUGCGCUAGGAUACGACGCCGAGACGCAGGCGAACGCGGUGCUCGCGCUGCUCGUCGGGGCUACGGUCGAGCUCUCGCAAGAGAUGGUGCACGUGCUGAACUACUACCUCGAUCCGCUGAAGCCGGCGGACGUGCAGGCGCUGGUGUCUAAGCCAAAGCGCGACCCGCGCGACGAUGCGCUGCUGCAGGGAUACGUCCUGGAGGCGCUGCGCCUCGACCCGACUUUCCGUGGAGUCUACCGCGACAGCGUGACCGCGGUGCGCUUGAGUCAGGGCUCACUUCAGGCGAAACAACGCGUCUUCGUGGACAUUGCCACCGCAAACAGUAGCAGCCAGGCAUUCUCUAAUCCGGACGACGUCAACGCCAACAGGGGCCUUGAAAAGUAUCUGGUUGGCGACGGCGCUGCAAGAUGCCUCGGGCUUGAUCUGAGUUCUAAGAUCGUUGGCGAAGCCUUGCGGGCGGUGUACAGCUUCCCGUCUGUCGCGCGGGGGCCUGGGAACUCCGGCAUGCUCAAGCGGUACGAAGAGGACUCCGCCAUGACGAGCAGAUGGUCGUACCUGGGUUCCGACCAGCACCUCUGCCCGUGGGCGACGUCGAUGGUGGUUCAGUAUCGCGUCUGAGGUGUGGCGGGUGGGUCGUCGUUCGUUUUGGGAUUGUGCGCGUAGACGUUGACCGUGACAACAUCUUCAGUGGCGCGGUUUCUGCAGUGCGAGGCUGGAGCUAUACGGUUCUGAUUACUGCACGAUGUCUAGCACCGAUCUUGGUACUUCAUGUAGUUUUCCGCAAUUCUUGUGUUUGCUCUCGAGCCCGAGUUGUAUAUACCGUAUGGUCUUCGAUUUACC
This is a messenger RNA of Trametes versicolor FP-101664 SS1, 3381 nucleotides long. It is a transcript of the gene LDO2, whose product is annotated as linoleate diol synthase. The transcript is spliced from 25 exons. NCBI's taxonomy places the organism in Eukaryota, Fungi, Basidiomycota, Agaricomycetes, Polyporales, Polyporaceae. Gene Ontology annotation, biological process: response to oxidative stress. Gene Ontology annotation, molecular function: monooxygenase activity; peroxidase activity; iron ion binding. The record is from RefSeq and is a predicted model, not a curated record. The coding region runs from base 1 to 3159 and encodes 1052 amino acids.